Syngnathus typhle (broad-nosed pipefish) is the source of this 5012-nucleotide messenger RNA. RefSeq names its product myelin transcription factor 1-like. Gene Ontology annotation, biological process: regulation of transcription by RNA polymerase II. The record is from RefSeq and is a predicted model, not a curated record. The transcript has 20 exons. Gene Ontology annotation, cellular component: nucleus. Gene Ontology annotation, molecular function: zinc ion binding; DNA-binding transcription factor activity, RNA polymerase II-specific; RNA polymerase II cis-regulatory region sequence-specific DNA binding. NCBI's taxonomy places the organism in Eukaryota, Metazoa, Chordata, Actinopteri, Syngnathiformes, Syngnathidae. The coding region runs from base 1 to 3594 and encodes 1197 amino acids.
AUGAGCCAAGACACUACAGAGACACGAACACGAACCCGCUCCAAAGGCAUUCGAGUUUUGUCAGAACUCUCAGGACAUGACAUGAAGCAUGAGCUGACUAGCAGUUGCCCCACCCCUGGGUGUGAUGGCAAAGGUCAUGUCAGUGGACGAUACUCAAGGCAUAGAAGUGCACUGGGAUGUCCGACUGUAAAGAAGAGAAAGCUGGAGGAGGCAGAGGCUGAGGAGAACCAAUCUUCUCCCAAGAAGAAGGGUCAGUCCACAUUAAUGGAGGCAGAAGACGACUUAUCCAUAAACAACGACGAGGACGAGGAAGAGAAGGACCAGAAAAAUGAGAAAGAGGAGGAUGACCUCAAAGAGGAGAAAGAUUCAAGCAGCAGACAAGAGUCAAAAAAAAACGACUGCCCUUUAAUAAAAGAAGAAGACACAGUGGUCGCAGAAACAGUUGUUUGUGCUACAACCAAGGAUGAGGAGAACAUCACCUGGGAGGUUGACAAUGAAGUCGUGGCUGAGGAAACCGAUAGGGAUGAGAAAUCGGCAACUGAACAACAAUCGUCUGAUGACGAAGCGGCGAAACCGGAUACGACGACGGACAAUGAAGACAAGCGAGAGACAGCAGGGGACCCUCAUAGAGACUUUGAGAAAACUGAAGUUGAGCAUACAAAAGAGGAUGAAGAGGAGGACGAAGCAGAAGAGCAGAUUGAAAAACCAACUGGGUUUGUAGCUGAUAGGGAAGUGGAAAGACCGACGAUGAGCCAGGAAAAUUCAGAUCACCAGUACUCCACUGGACAUUACAUCAAUCAGGCCAACGAGUCAACACAGGACCAGGGAAAGAGCGAGGAGAAAGAGGAGGAGGAGGAAGAAGAAGAAGAGGAGGAGAGGAUCCAAGAGGGUGAUACGCCUUACUCUGCAAGUCCACGCAGUGAAGGAUCUCAGGAGUCUCUUGAGGAAGAAAAGGUCUGCACACCCGCGAGUGAGGAAGAGCCAGACGAAACGCAGCAGGAGAACCAAGCGGCCAAGCCUCAGGAUGAAGGAGGCAAAGUGGAAGAGGUGGAGGAAGAAGAAGAGGAAGAGGAGGAGGAAGAAGAAGACGACGGGGUUGACGAACAAUGCUCUAGCAAAGCCUCUCCGACCACAGUGGUGAUCGAGGUGCGCUCUGAAGAGGACGAGGACGAGGACGACGACGAAGAAGACGACCGCGACUGCGUCUCAGAGGGCUCGGGGGUCACAGACGAUUCUGAGAACUGGGAUAUGACUCGAGGGAACCUGGUGCUGCUGGAGAAGGCUAUCGCCUUAAAAGCUGGGGAGGGCAAGGAGGGCCAGGAAGCCCAGAGCUCCCAAGACUACCAGUCAUACGACAGCCCCGGCAAAAGCGCAGAAGCAGCGAUACGACGCAACGCCCACUACAGCAAAGAGAAGAAGGAAGUGAAGUGUCCAACCCCGGGGUGUGAUGGGACAGGUCACGUGACUGGACUGUAUCCUCACCAUCGGAGUCUCUCCGGAUGUCCUCACAAGGAUAGAAUUCCUCCAGAGGUCCUGGCCAUGUAUGAGAACGUCUUGAAGUGUCCCACUCCGGGCUGCACUGGUCAAGGCCAUGUCAACAGUAACCGCAACACACACCGCAGUCUGUCCGGCUGCCCUAUUGCUGCAGCGUCUAAGCUGAACAAGAACCAGGACAAGCAGGUCCAUCUACAAACUUCAGUCAGUGAACCCACAUCUAACUCGGACAGGGUGCUCAGGCCCAUGUGUUUUGUGAAACAGCUGGAGAUCCCUCAGUAUGGCAAUUACGGGCCCAAUGCGGUCACCACCACACCACGAGCAAACCUGGCCAAAGAGUUGGAGAAAUAUUCCAAGGUGUCUUUUGACUAUGCAAGCUUUGAUGUCCAGGUGUUUGGAAAGCGUAUGCUUGUUCCAAAGACAACCACCACUGAAACAUUACCCAAAGCCUUCAAAUCAAAAUCCUUCCCUAAGGCCUCUUCUCCAAGCGGGACAGGGUCAGGAGGCAUUUCCAACAGCACUUUGUCCUCCAAUGAGUACGACUGCAGUCAAGACGCCGAGGCGGCUCACAUGGCAGCGACGGCUAUCCUCAACCUGUCCACUCGCUGUUGGGAACGACCGGAGAGCCUUAGCGCCAAUCCCAGGGAGCCCUGCGCCGAGGAGCCUGACAUCGAAGUGGACGAGAACGGCACCUUGGACCUCAGCAUUAAAAAAAACAAGCGAGAGAGCAUGCAGUCUCCGGAGCCUUCGUCGUCCUCCUCCUCGUCUUCUCAACACACAAUAGGUGUGUCAUCUCAGGGCCACGCUCAGCCCGAGUGGGAGGGGCCACUCGAUUUUACGAAAUCAAGUGGAGUAAAGGAGGAAGGCCACGAUGAGGUAGACUAUACAGCCACCUCAUACACGUCUUCUGAUGCUGAGGAUGAGGACCAGGAGAACCCGGAGAACCCGGAGAACCUAGAGGAGAGGAAGUACCCUGGGGAAGUUACUACCAGCAGCUUCAAAGUCAAGUUUCCGCCUAAAGACAGCAAAAAGGAGAUCCUUGUAUGUCCGACUCCAGGCUGUGAUGGCAGCGGACACAUCACCGGCAACUACGCAUCUCAUCGAAGUCUGUCAGGCUGUCCUCUUGCAGAUAAAUCACUACGGACACUCAUGGCUGCCCACACAGCUGAACUUAAGUGUCCCACUCCCGGCUGUGAUGGAUCAGGCCAUAUCACAGGAAACUAUGCCUCACAUAGAAGGUAUGAAAUGGUCUUCACCUGUGUUCUUCUGGAUCUUUCAUCUGCUAAUGCCUUUGUGGCCCUCUCUAUUAGUCUGUCUGGAUGCCCCCGAGCCAAGAAAGGUGGAGUCAAAUCAAACCCCACAAAGGAUGACAAAGAAGACUCUGAGUUGUUAAGGUGUCCCGUCCCUGGCUGCGACAGUCUUGGGCACAUCAGCGGCAAGUAUGCCACCCACCGCAGCGCUUACGGCUGUCCCCUGGCAGCGCGCCGACAGAAGGAGGGUCUUCUCAACGGUGCUCCCUUCUCCUGGAAGACUUUCAAGAGCGAGGGCCCCACUUGUCCGACACCUGGCUGUGAUGGCUCUGGUCAUGCGAAUGGGAGUUUUCUGACACACCGCAGUUUGUCUGGUUGUCCCAGAGCACUUGCCGGUAAGAAGAAAGCCAAGUUCCCUGGAGAUGAGUAUAUCACUGCCAAAUUCAGAGCUAGUGAUGUUCUGGAUAACGAUGAAGAUAUCAAGCAACUCAAUGAAGAGAUCAACGAUCUGAACGAGUCAAAUUCGGAGAUGGAGGCCGACAUGGUAAACCUGCACACUCAGAUUUCUUCCAUGGAGAAAAACCUGAAGAGCAUGGAGGAAGAGAACAAGCAAAUUGAAGAGAAAAACGAGGCCUUGUUUCUGGAGUUGUCAGGCCUGAGCCAGGCUCUGAUCCAUAGCCUGGCCAACAUCCGACUGCCGACCAUGCAGGACCCGUUGUCGGAGCAAAACUUUGACAGCUACGUGGAGACGCUCACUCAGAUGUUCACUAAUAAGGACUGCUACCAGAACCCUGAGAACAGGGCUUUGCUCGAGUCCAUCAACCAGGCAGUCAAGGGAAUCGAGGUGUGAGAGAUCCCAAAAAGUCCUCCAGAGAUAGUUAGUGAAGGAAUCUUCUCAUUGCCAUCUGUUCUUUGUAUAUUCCUUUGUUCUUGUGUAUACUUCUCCUGUUUGCAUGUUGCUUUAGGACAAUGAGAGUGGGAACACACCAGAGGAUGAUGACACACUGCAGUCAAACUGCGAGGUGAUGACACUGAAGUGUGUAGCAGAACAUAUCCGACGUCCGCUCGAUAAUAUUAGUAGUAUUGUGUAAGAUCAUAGUGACGUUCCACCUGCUGGACUAGUCUUUUCUAUAUUGAUUGGUACUAUUGCUGUGUAACUAUUUGUCAUUUGCAAUUGUUGGGUUCAUUAUGGAAUAUUUAUUCAUGUUGCGCGUAUUAUCAUGUUUGUCUAUUAUUUAUUAAAGUCCCCGUAAAGUGAAACUAAUGUCAGAAAUUUGACAGCUUAAAAACCUGUUGAAUUUUAAUGAGAAAAAAAAUACAAAGUAAAAUCGAAAUCAUGCACAACCCAGCCCUUCUCAGGUCUCAGAUGUGGUUGUAUUCACGUUAGUUAUCGCUCAAAUAUAUUUAUACGUCCUACAUCGUUUUAAUGCCUACACGUUUGGAGAAUAUCCCACCUGUCAUCACGAAGCUUUUCCACGCUACACCGAGAGGUGCUAGCGAUCAACUAGCUCGUGGUCAAACGGGACACCGAUGGCCUUGGUAUAGGAACACUUAAGACAUUUCAGGGAAAGUUAGCAGUUCAUCAAAUACAGCAAGCUGUAGUGGUAGAAUUAAAUCAAAUAAUUAGUAAUUGCGAAAAGUAGCAAAGGCAUGACAUUUUUAUGUACAUAUAUAUAGUGGGUGAAGGUCAACUCCACUCUAUACAACUUUCUUCAAAGUACUACAGUUGAGUUUUGCACAUUUUUAUUAAUUAACCAAGCAAGUAUCAUGUAUUGAGAAACAAAUUGCUAAUUUCACUUUACAGGGUCUUUAACUAUUUAUUCACUAUUUAUUUUUAACGUGUUACUUGAGAAGAUUUGAAACCAGGAGACGAAAUCAAGUAAACAUGAUAGGAAACACUUUUCUCUGCACUGAUGAACAAAGGAAAUAUUUUAAGAUAUCCUAUGAAUUGUUUUAUAAAGUUAUUUAUUUAAAACUGCAAUCUUUUUACAGGAAAUGCGAACAUUUUGUAUAUGAAAGUUUUGAAAUAAUUUAGUGAUGACUUUUAUUUAUUAAUUUAUUUAUUGGUGCUUGUUUUUAUGAGUUUGACAACUAUACAUGUGUUGAGUAUUUUGCAAUUCACUGAGAAUAUUGAAGUGCACAGAUAUGUCGAUGAACAAAGUGAUGUGUGAAACAAAGUGACGGUGAAUAUUUAUUUAGUUUUGUCAAUGUGUGAUGAUGACUGUGUGAAUUCUCUUUGCUAGUUCUUCAAAUAAACGUUGAGCAACA